Messenger RNA from Pimephales promelas (fathead minnow), 3207 nucleotides. It is a transcript of the gene mosmoa, whose product is annotated as modulator of smoothened a. Gene Ontology annotation, biological process: negative regulation of smoothened signaling pathway. The record is from RefSeq and is a predicted model, not a curated record. Lineage: Eukaryota; Metazoa; Chordata; Actinopteri; Cypriniformes; Leuciscidae. Gene Ontology annotation, cellular component: ciliary membrane; Golgi apparatus.
AGUAUAGGCGACGGCGAGAUCUCGCGGGCCUGUUGUGUCUGACGACAGACGCUGCGUGGGGGUUUUCGCUUGAUGUCAUAAGGAAAGACGCGAGAGAGGAGCGUUUACACCGCCGCUUCUCAUGCUUCUGCGGCUUUCUUCACGAAUCCACCCAGUUUAACGAUCUUUCUCCGCAUAUUUCGGCGAGUUUUUCGGGCACGAAGGUGAUGCGGUGCUGCCGUGCUCGCGCUCGGCGUCCGUGAAGCUGCGCGCGCAGCUGAGCUGAAAGAUGGACCACAACACCGUCAACCAAAACGGCCGCUAAUUCGUUACUUUCACGCCCUUUUCUGCUGUUAAAUCCGGCGAUCGAGACUUUAUUUGAGAUGGAUACGUGGACGUCGAGUGAAAGAAGGCCCUCCGGGGCAAACAAACCGUGUGGAGGAUCUGUAGCCUGUUAGCAAGUAACGAAGAAGAAGCCCGCAGUGUGUGAUGAUGAUGAUGAUGAUGAUGGAGCAUCAACUGUCAGGAGGAAGAUCAGAAACACAACCUGGUCUUUAGGGAUCGUGUGUUUCCUUCUAUUCAUCUGCUGAACUUCUAGCCAUAUCAUUUCAUAACACACACACACCAGACACACACACACACAUAUAUAUAUCAGCGCAUAUCAUGCGGGCGGACUCGAGCAGUGCUGUUGUUCACUGAUAUAUCUGUAGUGUAGAGAGACUAGCUCAGUUGUUCACUCCUGAAUCUGAGCCCAGGACACCUGAGAUGGAUAAACUCACCAUUAUUUCAGGAUGUCUCUUUCUGGCUGCGGAUAUAUUUGCCAUAGCGAGCAUUGCCAACCCGGACUGGAUCAACACUGGCGAGUCAGCAGGAGCUCUUACGGUGGGGCUGGUGCGUCAGUGUCAGACGAUCCACGGCCGGGACCGAACCUGCAUCCCCCCCCGACUGCCCCCGGAGUGGGUCACCACGCUCUUCUUCAUCAUCAUGGGCAUCAUCUCCCUCACCGUCACCUGUGGCCUGCUCGUGGCCUCGCACUGGCGGCGGGAAGCCACCAAAUACGCCAGGUGGAUCGCCUUCACGGGAAUGAUCUUGUUUUGUAUGGCCGCCCUCAUAUUCCCAAUAGGAUUCUACAUCAAUGAAGUAGGAGGACAACCGUACAAAUUACCCAACAACACAGUGGUGGGCUCCUCUUAUGUACUGUUCGUGCUCUCAAUCUUCUUCACAAUAGUGGGGCUCCUGUUUGCGGGAAAAGUCUGUCUUCCUGGCUGAGGGGACGGUCCCAGCUGGGACAGCUGGGGUAUUCAAUGUGAAACGGAAAGAAUCGGCACUCAUCGAGAAGGGGCGAUGACAAGGCAAGGUGUUAUAUGAUAUAAUAACUCAUUAAACUGCAAAACUAAUAAGACGAUUACUGCGCGCACUACAAAUGAGUGCGUCCAACCACAUGCUCCCCUUCGCCCAACCUGUGCUUAGUUAAACCUGUGCUGUCUUUAUGUUGCACCUACCCAAAGGAUUGGGGGCGUUGAAGUACACCGGCCCGCCUGGAAAGGACUGAGUGCAUCCACAGCGGCUGCUUCCACUACUACUUUACUUUGGGAUAUAGUUCCGUUAUCUUUGGUUCGUUUAAGUUUCGUAGAGCUUCACGCACAUGUAUGGCCUCUGCCUUUGUGUGGGAAAAAAAUACAAAUAUUGGUGGAGAAUGCGGGCACAGACACAUUGGGCCGGACGCUCAGUCCAACGGGAGGGGACUCCCCACAUUCUCUCUAGCGGCCCAAGAGCUCUCCAGGACGCUGCACUGUUACAAAAGAGGGAAAACGGUAAAGGGAACAGUAUUAAGAACUUUUUUGCUCUGGCAGUAUACGAGGCAAGCGCUCCAGGACUGCCGGUCAGGACCCUGCAAGGCUGUGCCUCGCUGUUAAACCACGCUCCGAUAUUUCUCUGAAUCUGACGUCAUACCAAAAGAAAGUCCUCGCUCGACUACGGGGCGAGAGGCGGAUUGUGUUUGUGCUUUGACUUUAUACCUGUUCAUCUCUUCUUUGUUUUCAUCUCUGGAUUUGCAGAGCCCUUUACUUGUUUUGGUUUGAUUUGCUAAUGUGCCAUAAACCUGUUCGUGUUGAAUGAAUGCGAAGGGCAUGAGUUCAGUUUCAGAGGAGCACUGUGCAGUAUAGCCAUUUCAGUAGGUAAAGCACUACACAAACGAACUCCUUACCUCAUUAUUGUGCGAUAUUUUUUUUUUGUUUUCCUCACCAUGACGAAAUGUGUGCCCUGUAAGUUAUGUUCUGCCUUGAUCACGGACGUUUCAUUAAAAUGCUGUGAUUUAUUUAUCUGACACUGAAUAAAAGGAGCUUAAGAAUGUGUGCUUGUUACAUCAACCCUGUUUUUUGUUCUUUUUUUUGAAGUGAUCCCCAUUUUCAGAAAACAAAUGUACCGUGUAAGAGUGUCUUUACAGUGGAACGAAAUCAGAACUGUGUUUUAUUUAUGAUGGAUGUGUGAUAUGAAGGUUACAUUUUGCCCACAAGUUGUUAAUGUUUGUUUUUUUAUGAAUUCCCCUCUGUGUGUGUGUGUUUCGGUUUUAUUUGAAUGUGCUUUUUCUGUUCAAUCCAAUUAUUGAAAGGUCAUAUGCUCACAGUCGCCUUUACAUUCUUUACUAAAUUAAUUUCAUUAAUGCUUCGAAAGACUGCACUUUCCUUGGAAACAUUCACAUUCAUUUUAGGGAUGGUAAACAGAUGAGAUAUAUUUAUUCCAAUUUUUGACGGUUCUCGUAACUAUAUGGGGUAAGAACUUAAACUCUUGGAUCGAUGAAUUGAUAAUGUUUUUAAGAUAAACUCCCACCUGCAUUCAGGCAAGAUGUGUACAAUUGCUUUUGGCAAAAGACGUAUCGCACUGGGACCUAAAUUAAUGUGAACUGCGAGAACGACGGUGGACGCCAUCACCUCCGCGCUAAAGACUGCUUCUGCUCUGGAUAUUUUUGGAAACCCAUUAUAAAAUGGAAAAAGAAAAAAAAAGUAUGGGGUAAUGACCAUCAAUGACAUAUAGGGUAAUGAAAAGCUAUUUAUGAUUUCAAAAGGGAAGGAAACAAAUGUAUGAGUAACAGUGUUAUCUAUCAAAGGAUGUAAGCAGUCCUUGUGCACAGUUACUGUUAACACAUUCAUGUUACUGGCAAGACAACUGUUUUCUCUGCUACUCUUUGUUUCAGUAUCUCACUGUAUACAAUAAAAGGCAUAAAAGAAG